AUGAAGGGAGGUUCAGAGACAAAGUUCUUGCAAGAACUUUUUUUGUACGCAACGAGCGCCGCUCUCAGCUGCUUGGCGUUGUUCGCGGGGCUCCGACACCUCGACCCUAAUCGGGAGGCCUCAAAGAAAGCCCUAGAACAUAAGAAGGAAGUCGCCAAGCGUUUGGGCCGACCUCUAAUUCAAACUAAUCCCUAUGAGGAUGUAAUAGCCUGCGAUGUUAUUAAUCCUGAGCACAUUGCCGUGGAGUUCAACUCUAUAGGAGUGGUUGCUGUAUUUAGCUUGGCCUAUAAACUACAGCCUGCUAUUAUAUUCAUUGAUGAGGUGGACAGUUUUUUGGGUCAGCGCAAGACUAAUGACCAUGAAGCACUAACAAACAUGAAGACCGAGUUCAUGGCACUAUGGGAUGGUUUCACCACUGACCGUGAGUUAUCCACUCUCCUUCUGUCUCUCUGUUUCCUGUAG
Molecule: messenger RNA, 462 nt
Organism: Ilex paraguariensis (yerba mate)
Lineage: Eukaryota; Viridiplantae; Streptophyta; Magnoliopsida; Aquifoliales; Aquifoliaceae
Source: the annotation of a GenBank genome assembly